AACGCAAUUCGCAUCCAUUCCGCGCGCGGAGUGAUUCUACGGUGAACCUGUGCUCGCUUGUUAACGAGAUAUAUUUGCGCUUGCUUUCUUCUAUCAAUUUUUCUUCAUCAAUCCUCUGAAAAGAGAGUCGUAUAAAGAAUUCGCAAACUGGCACGUUGAAACAGUCGGAAUCUUCAUUCGGUGCUAUGUCGUGGCCGAAAGACACGAUUGCGAACAGCCAUCGGACGUCGGACAAUUUCGAAUUACCACCGACACCGCCGACGCCAUCGUCUCUUCAUGUGGACGGGCCGAAAGCGAGGUCAGCAACAGGUUGCGAGACACCGUGGUACCACAGGUGGUCCUGGAGCACCCCGUCGAAUCCUUGCAGCGGACUCGACGUUGCAACCGACGAGACCGCUCGUUUAAUCUCGCCGCCUUACAUCGUGAAUUUUCUCCAAAGCACCGACAGCAAUCAGAAUUAUCGCACGUGCAGAUGGGAGCAAUAUUCCCAGCAAGAUGCCGCAGAUUGUCAUCCGAUAAUCAUCGAGCAAUUAAAUGGGAAGGAAGAUGAGAAGCUUUUGAGUAAAUCUGAAGAUUUGUUUUACGAGAAUAAUCAAGAUCGCCGUGUGACGACUACGACAAACGCGGGGACGAUGUUUCACACUUGGGAGAUGCCCCAUCUGCAGAACAUGGACCACGAGUACGAGAGCAAGUAUCAUCAAUUUUGGCAGGAUUCGCAACAUAACGAGAAUCGUGCGAAUUCACUCUUCCGAGAAAAUACACGUCCGCAUCAACGAGAACGAGGCAUAUAUCUCUUCGACGGUAUCAAGAAUGCAUUGCUGAAAUUUCUCAUUUUUGUUCUACUGAUUGCAGAAACUACGAAGAAAACAAGCGAUAAGCCGCGAAAGGAGAGGACCGCGUUCACGAAGCAACAGGUCCGACAUCUCGAGUGCGAAUUCGCUCAUAGUAAUUACUUGACACGUUUGCGCCGCUACGAAAUUGCGGUAGCGUUGGAUUUGACAGAACGCCAGGUACAUUAUUUACAAUCAAGUAAAAAAUAUAGAAUUUUUAUAUCUUCUCAUCGUUAAGCUACAUUUUUUUACAGGUGAAAGU
Wasmannia auropunctata (little fire ant) is the source of this 1092-nucleotide messenger RNA. RefSeq lists its product as uncharacterized. Gene Ontology annotation, molecular function: RNA polymerase II cis-regulatory region sequence-specific DNA binding; DNA-binding transcription factor activity, RNA polymerase II-specific. Gene Ontology annotation, biological process: positive regulation of transcription by RNA polymerase II. Bases 186 to 1067 code for a protein of 293 amino acids. Lineage: Eukaryota; Metazoa; Arthropoda; Insecta; Hymenoptera; Formicidae. The record is from RefSeq and is a predicted model, not a curated record. Gene Ontology annotation, cellular component: nucleus. The transcript has 5 exons.